UAAUUUAGUACAAGUUGAUUUUUUCUUUGUAUUCAAUAACAUUCAAAAUAUGUUUGAGAUUGCUACUUUUUAAAUCCAUUCAAUACCAAUUUUUGAUAUAACCGACAGUAUUUCAGUUCAUAAUAGUGGUGAAUGUCUAAUAUCAGUGCAAAACUUCAUUCGUUUUUAAUAGUUCGAGAAAAUAUUUUGACGCUAUUACAAGAUUUGUGGACAAUCGAGUGGCGAUAGAAGGCUAGUGCGAACAAGUCGGCCAUUUUGUCGGACCGGCAGAACAACCCAAAAAAAUCCUGAAAUUUUCGGAUUACAGAAGUAUAAUCAGGUGUUCCGGAAUCUAUAGCAGUUCUCGUGCAUACGAGAACAAAAAGGGAUUAAAAUAUUGAUUCUUUCUUGAUUGACAUGUAUGUUUGUUGCAAUUGUCAAUAGAUUCGCUGACAAAUUUUCUGAAUCAUGACUUACGAUACUGGUGGACGUGUAUUAGAGCCCCCUGAGGAACAAAAUGAUGCAAAUUUCACAAGUAGCACUGAACAAAGCGAUCCAAAUCCCGAAACUUUGAUAUCUAGUUUUCCUGAAGAAAAACUUUCAUCACUCAACAUAAAAAUAUCUAGCUCGCGCUGGGUAGUACCAGUGCUACCUAAUCAAGAAUUAGAAUGCCUUCUAAAUGCUGCUAUAAAACUUUCCCAAGCUGGGAUAGACAGCGAAUGCGAGCCAUGCAUGAAGUUCUAUCGAGAUGGUCUAACAACUUCGUUUAUGAAGAUCCUCACCGAUGAAGCAGUUUCCUCGUGGAAAUACAACAUACAUCAUUGUAUUUUGAUGUCUUGUAGUAAAUUGCUGCAUUUGAUAGCUUUACACAUAAAAGAUGACAAUUCACAUCUGCUGAAUCUUCUAGCAGUAGUGUUCGAUCCUGAAAACAAAUUCCACACACAAAAUGCAUCUCGUCAACUAGAACUCCAUUUGUCACUAGGUGAAUCGGAAGAGCCACUUCAAGACGGGGAUGUUUUCGCCAGAUCGCCUCUUGAGCCAAAGAAUCCUCGUGGUUGGUUGGUAGACUUGAUUAAUAGAUUUGGAGAAUAUAAUGGAUUUGACAAUUUUCUGGAACGUAUUCAAAUCGGUAUAACUUUGUUUCGUCAACGACGGGAUGCAGAAAUCCUAAUAAAUAAAGUAACCUCAAAGGCCUCUCUCGAUGACAAUAUACGUUCAAACACAUCAACAACUCCAAAUUCUAAAAUGGCGAGGCCUAACAGCAUGGAUUCAGACGAGUCAGGGAAAUUGUCAUUGCCAACAUUGUAUGCGCUACUGCGACCGUUCGGGCAAUGUGCUGAAUUACUAACUUCGUCGACAAUUGAAAAAUAUUUUAUGCCUAUCUGGCCUGUAGUCUUAGAAAUUUUAGAAAAUCUCUCCGAUGACGAGCUAAAGCGCGAUGCAAAGUUUGAAGGAAAAAAUGAUAUUAUUACGGGAAUUGUAAAAUAUGCUCGUGCUUUGAUUAACCGCGUACAGAAUCAUGAAAAUCUGCAGCGCACUUUCGAAAUGUGUCGUCUGAAAAUCAUACUACGGGUUUUACAGAUUUCUAGUUUCAACGGUAAAAUGAACGCACUGAACGAAAUCAAUAAAGUACUAGGCUAUGUAUCGUACUAUCCUCACCGCCAAAUUGCGGAAGAUGAAUUAGACGGGCUGAACGCAGAAAAAAUGGCGAAAUGGAUUCGAGACAAUGAUGUUCUAGGAAUAGUUCUGAGAGAUUCACUCCACCAACCACAGUAUGUCGAGAAGUUGGAGAAAAUACUCCGUUUUCUUAUUAAAGAAAAAGAACUCACGUUUGACGAUUUGGAUGCGGUGUGGCGUGCUCAGGCUGGAAAGCACGAGGCAAUAGUUAAAAAUGUACACGACCUCCUAGCCAAGCUUGCCUGGGAUUUCAAUGCGGAACAAUUGGAUCACUUGUUUAAAUGUUUCCAGGCAAGCAUGAAAUCAGCUAACAAAAAACAAAGAGAAAGGUUACUAGAACUAAAUCGUCGGCUGGCAGAAGAUGACAAGAACGGUGUAAUGGCGCAAAAAGUUCUUAAACUGUUCUGGACAUUGGCACAUAGUGCAGAUAUUCCUCCCGAAGUACUAGACCAAGCUCUGGCUUCCCACGUAAAAAUUCUUGAUUAUAGUUGCUCACAAGAAAGAGAUGCUCAGAAAACAAUGUGGCUAGAUAAAUGCGUCGAAGAACUCAAAGCUGGGGACGAAUGGGCACUUUCCGCCUUGCGUCUUAUUCGUGAGAUAUGCACACUGUAUGAAACAACAUCGAGUCAUACACCAAGGGUGCACCAAAUGUUAACCAGGCAGCAAGUAAUCGACAGGCUACAAAAUGAGCAUACACUAGUAAUACUAGUAACAACUAGUUUGACUAAAUAUAUGGAUAAAGUAAGAGUACAAGUUAAGCAGAAUCCAACAUUGAACCCUAUGAAUCUGAUACUAGACAAACGGUACCCACAUCCACAGCAAAUACAAGAACGACUUGAGUUUUUAAAAUUUCUACUAAAAGACGGUCAGCUAUGGCUCUGUGCCGAACAGGCAAAGCAGAUCUGGCAAUGCUUGGCGGUUAAUGCAGCUUUUCCAAGUGACCGUGAAGAAUGUUUUCGUUGGUUUGGUAAGCUAAUGGGCGAUGAACCGGACCUAGAUCCUGGAAUCAACAAAGAUUUUUUUGAGAACAAUUUACUGAAAUUGGACCCGACCUUACUAACGGAAAGUGGUAUAAAGUGCUUCGAGCGUUUCUUUAAAGCGGUGAACUCAAAAGAGGAACGCCUGAAAGGAAAACAGCGUGGUUACGUGCUCGAUAAUGAGGAUUUAAUUGGCAAAGAUUAUCUCUGGCGGGUGAUUACUGAUGCUGAGGAGGAUAUCGCUUUUAAGGCAAUAGACUUACUCAAGGAAGUGUCUACUGCUCUUGGGCCAAGAUUGCAGGCCAAUUUGAACGAUUUCCAUGAAAACUUUAUCAGUGAAUGCUGUGAUAGGCUACAAAACUACUACGAGACUGUAAAGGUGUUGACUGGUGUAAUUGAAGAAAAUUCAAAACUUGUAGAUGAUGAUAUUAGUAGUACAAGACUGCACACGGCAGAAAAGAUGUGUCGUGUAGUGAAAACACUUCAAGAAUACAUAAAAGAAUGUGAUAGAAACUAUACAGGUGAACGAACGCUGCUACCUUUAAGUCGAGCGUCGCGUGGAAAACACAUAAAUCUAUACAUACGUUUUCAAAAUCCAGGACGACAACUAGAAGAUUUGGAAGUGAUUACACACAACAACGAAACGAUAUUCUCUUUCAAACGUAAUCUGUUGAAGCGAAUUAAAGCUACCAUAAAUAAUUUGAAAAUUGAUUUGUACAAUUGCAAUGGGGAACCAAUUGAGAUAAUCGACGAUCGCCAUCCAUUGUCUAAUUACAACAUUCGCGACAAAACUUUAAUUACGGUAAAGCUCACACCGAGUGGAUCUGGUUUAGCUAGCUCUCCCGACAGCUCAAGUGACAGCAGUUCUAGUUCACCUCCGAGACCUUGCCUGGACAUGCUAAGGUCCGAGUCCGAGGAUAUGCUGCCAGGUGUGAUUAUUUCUCAGAAGCCAGCAUACAUGGAUUUCCUUCUAAAAAUCUAUCAGCUUGGAAGUGAUCUUCAGCACGGUUUGUUAAGAGACAGUUGUGUUUUCCUUUUGCAUCUUUUGCCAUUAGAUAGACAGACAGUCGCGAACAUACAUGCGAUGUGUAAUUUCAACAAUUCGGAGAAAACAACCAACUCAUUGGUAGACAAUAAUAGUAGCACUCGCACUCCAGAAGCGCUCUUUAUUGAUCCAAGCCCAGCACGUGUUCUAUACAAUCUUGAAGUAAUCCACGCAAUGCUCAUACCAGCGCUAGAUCCUGGUAGUGAGGCGACACUCAAUCUUCAAUCGCGCUGGUUGCAUUGCGGUGCAUCUCAUUUCAUUCUGGAUCUAUUGACGAAAAACAACUUUUUGCCUACUGCUGACAUGCACACGAAACGUGCAGCCUUCCACUGUGUGCUCAAAAUAGUGAAAUUUUUCCUCUAUAUUGCUGGCUGCAUACUUAGCAAAGUUGGCAAUGAUCCUAAAAAUUUUCACCCUGAUACCGAUCGCUCGCAGGUCGAGAUAAUAAAACAAGUUAUACAAGCAAUUCCUGGAAAUUCUGAAUUGACAAUCAGAUCCAUGGCAGUCAAGCUGGCACAGAAUAUCGCUGAUGAAAUGUUAACGCCUAGUGCAGAAGGCGACAGGUACCGUAACCUAUUUCAAUCAACGCUACAUUGGAGUUUGCCAGACAUGUCUACUAUCAAAGCAAUUGUAAAUCUUGCUUGGGCCGCUUCAGGCAAUAACUUGGAAUACAUUGGAUCAUCAGUUGACUUCAGCCAGAAUAUAACUGCUCCGGAAUUGGCUGAUUACGCUGUCUGUAAAGAAGCUCUUGAGGUGCUCUGCAUUGCAUUAGUUCUACAUUAUAGUGCAUACGAAACACUUAGUCGCGAUAAUACCUGGUCGAUUUUCAUACAGUCUCUGGUUCUCACAAAUCCUUCGCGUCAUAUACGGCAAACUGCAUACGAACAACUUUUUCUCAUUAGUACUUACUGCGCAUCGGAUAGACGACCAUUCCUAUUUAUGGUAAAACUGUUGAUUAAACUUUUACGUACAGUGAUUCCCCAGCAUCAGGAAACUUGCGCUGACUACUUUCAAUUGUUUUGCCGAAUACUUAGUUAUGGAUGUUCAUAUAGUUGGCCAUUGCCCAUAUGCGAAGAAUUAUUGAUACAAGAAAUAGAUUGGUUACGUGCUAUUCGCGACAGUGUAAAGUCAACUGGCGGAACUGGAGUACACGAUGACCUUCUGGAAGGCCACCUGUGUCUAACAAAAGAACUAAUGUGUUAUCUUAGCCCAGAAGUAAAAUCACUAAGAAGUGACUUAAUAACGGAGAUUACGGAUGACUACCUCUUUAGCGCUUCCCGCCAAUAUCUGCAUUUGCGUCGCAAUGGCCAGAUACUCGACAUCAAUGCUGCCCCGCCUGUGUGUCGUAAUCCACAUACGAUUUCCGCUGCAUGUGAUUUGUUAGUCGCCUUGUGUCAGAAUUCCGUUGAAAACAUGAAAAUUCUAGUUAAAACACUGCUUGAUAUGUUUUGCACCGAUAUCGAGCCACUCCGUGAAUGGGAAUACUUACCACCGGUGGGACCUCGCCCAUCACAAGGUUUUUGUGGACUAAAAAACGCUGGUGCUACCUGUUAUAUGAACUCUGUGUUACAACAACUUUUUAUGGUGCCAUCGCUGCGAAUCGGAAUAUUGUCAGCACAAGGAGCUGCGUCGGAUCCUACUGAAGAUUUCAGUGGAGAAUUGGAUUCUCACACUGUUCAGGAAUGUGAUGACUCAGUUGAAAAAAAUUAUCAUGUAGGAAUUUUAAAGCACGUUCAAGCCAUUUUCGCGCAUCUAGGCCAUAGUUCACUUCAGUACUACACUCCAAGGGGGCUGUGGAGUCAUUUCAAACUUCAAGGAGAACCUGUAAACCUUCGAGAGCAGCAAGAUGCAGUUGAAUUUUUCAUGUCUCUUUUUGAAAGUUUAGAUGAAGGUUUAAAGGCAUUGGGCUAUUCACAACUUAUGGGUGCUACGCUUGGCGGAUGUUUCAGUGACCAGAAAAUUUGUCAGGAUUGUCCACAUCGUUAUAGCAAGGACGAGCCAUUUAGUGCUUUCAGUGUAGAUAUUAGAAAUCAUAGCUCGCUAACUGACUCUCUCGAGCAAUAUGUUAAGGGGGAAAUUUUAGAAGGCGCGGAUGCUUACCAUUGUGAUAAAUGUGAUAAAAAGGUGGUGACCGUAAAACGGUUGUGUGUGCGAAAGCUGCCACCUGUUCUAGCUAUUCAACUUAAGCGAUUCGAGUAUGACUACGAGAGAGUGUGUGCGAUUAAAUUUAAUGAUUACUUUGAGUUUCCUCGUUGGUUGGAUAUGGCACCGUAUACAGUUUCGGGGUUGGCUAAAAUCGAAGGCGAAGUGAUAGACAUAGACGACAGCAGGCCAGAUGAUUCCACUGAAACGCGUUACCAGCUAACAGGUAUCGUGGUACAUAGCGGACAAGCAUCUGGUGGCCACUAUUUCAGCUAUAUACUACACAAAGCACCAGAUGGUUCUGAAAAGUGGCAUAAAUUCGAUGAUGGCGAAGUUUCAGAAUGCAAAAUGAACGAAGACGAAGAGAUGAAAGCCCAAUGCUUCGGUGGGGAUUAUAUGGGUGAAGUGUACGACAACAAUUUGAAAAGAAUACAAUAUAGACGUCAGAAAAGGUGGUGGAAUGCCUACAUGUUGUUUUAUACUAGAUGCGACCACACACCAGUGAUACACACGAAUUGUGUAGAGCAGCUGUCCCUAGCGGAAAGCAAGCACUGCAUACUACCGAUGCCAGCACCAAUCGAACGAAGUGUAAGGACUCAGAAUAUACGAUUUCUUCAUGCCAAAAGUUUAUUUUCUGUGGAAUUCUUCACGUUUAUUAAAAAAUUAGUUAACCUGCCACAGCUACAAAGAAGCGAAAAGAUUGAAAAACUGCCACCAGCCACUGAAGAUUUAUCUUUGCUAAGUAUGCAACUCGCUUCACAAUUUCUGUUCCAUUCAGGUUACCGAACAAAGAAAACGAUUCGCGGAGUGGCCAUUGAUUGGUACGAAACACUUUGUCAGCACAUACGGACUACGGCGGUCGUUAGAAGGUGGUUUGCUGAAACUGUACUUUUAAACCCCCCCACACGAUUAAGUGAAUAUAUAUUGGCAGCACCGUCGCCUGAGAUACGCUCUGUCUUCGGGAAACUAGUUGUUUUCUUUUGUCACUGUGCCGCUAAUGAUGAACCCAUUCAAGGUUAUGAAGGAAGUAAUUUGUGUGAGCAAGUACUCAUCGCAGUCUUAUCCUUACUGAAAGGAGAUGUCGCUGAUUUCGGAAAACAUUUACCGCAAUAUUUCAACCUAUUCAGCCUUUAUGCUGGUUUAGGACUACAUGAAAAACAGCAACUAAUAAGACUUAACGUUCCUGCCGUCUUUAUGAAGGUAGCGUUAGAUGAAGGCCCUGGAGGUCAAAUCAAGUAUCAGUAUCCAGAUCUGAGUAAGCUGCAUUAUGUAGUUUCGCAUUUAAUUCGUUCAUGUGACGUGUCAAGCAGAUGCCAGAGUUCGACUGGUGUGGUAGCAGUGAAACCAAAUAUUUAUAUUGAUCCGCACAUAACUUAUGACACACUGAUGCCUCUUUCUCUGGAGUGUAGCGAAUAUCUCUUCAAUAGAGUGAGUUACGUCAAACGAUUAAUUGAGGAUACAAAUAUAGGUGAAGAAGGUGUUAAACUGCUGCAGUAUUGCAGUUGGGAAAAUCCUCACUUUUCCCGAUCGUUGCUUGCAGAACUGUUAUGGCACUGCGGGUAUGCGUACUGGCACGAAAUGAGACACCACACAGAACUGCUGCUUCACAUACUGCUUAUUGAAGAUUCUUGGCAAAACCAUAGGAUACACAACGCAAUUCUGGGCAUUUCAGAUGACAGGGAAGGUCUUCUGGACAUAAUUCAACGGAACAAAAUGAAUUAUCAGAAACGUGCGUAUCAAUGCAUAAAAUGUAUGGUUCAACUGUUCAAUCGAAGCCGGGUAGCAUUGAACAUGCUUCAUAAUACAGUACAACUGGGACGCCAAUGGGCUCAUGCUGUGGAGUGGUUGCAAGACGAGCUUGAUCGGCACAGGGGAUCUGGUGGCCAGUAUAAUUAUAAUUCAUGGUCACCACCUGCGCAAAGCAACGAUAGCACAAACAGUUUUGUAUUAGAGCGAUCUCAAUCUGCCAAAAACGUACUGCAAAUGGCGUUCGAACUUUGCCCCGAAGAAGAUCAAGAAGAUCAACAUGAAAACGAAGUAGAAGAUAACAAUGAAAAUGAUCAAGUGGUAACAACAACGUCUACAGCCAUAAACGAUACAACGAAACAUGCUUGUGUACAGAAACAGCAGCUGCUGCUGAGCACAUUGCAGGAGGGAAACCAAAAUUCUAGUCCGUCUUCUAUAACUAACGUUAGUAAGCUAUUGUCUAAAGUGAAUAUCCAUGCGGAUGAGGGGUACGAUUCAACAACAAAAACAAGCAUUCAAAAUGUGGAUUUCAUAACUCAAACGUGGCAUCGCAUCAGUCGCCUGGAUCCCAGUUCUUCAGCAACAUCAGAAUUAGAUGCUGAUGCAGGGCAGUCUGGUAAUCGAGAGAUGGCUGAUAUGGACAUGUACAUGACGGAACUAUUCGGUGGUGCUUCAUCAUUUGAUUCUAGCGUCUCAGACGGUCCUUCUUUUAGAAAACAAAUGCAGCAAUUAGCAGCUGAGCCACGACAACCGUAUAAUUACGAUGUGUUCAAACACUGGUCGUCAAGAAAGCAUACACAUCGUGAACUGCAUGCGGUAGCCAUGGUGGUUUUUGCUUUGCCAGCUACGGAGGUAUCUGUGGAAAGAGCAUUUAGUGCCCUAGCUUUAGUGCUUUCUGACCUCAGAACCGGAUUGUCCGAAGAUACACUGGAACAUAUUCUUUUGCUUAAGUUAAACAAAGAUGUUUUCAAAAAAGUUAUGCCAAAAUUAUAUGAUUGGAAACACGCUUCGCCUGAAGAAAAUAAAUAGAAAUUAAUAUUAGUCAGUAUACCU
Messenger RNA from Topomyia yanbarensis, 8619 nucleotides. Its product is annotated as probable ubiquitin carboxyl-terminal hydrolase FAF. Gene Ontology annotation, biological process: protein deubiquitination; cell migration. Gene Ontology annotation, molecular function: cysteine-type deubiquitinase activity; cysteine-type endopeptidase activity; protein dimerization activity. The record is from RefSeq and is a predicted model, not a curated record. Bases 448 to 8595 code for a protein of 2715 amino acids. Gene Ontology annotation, cellular component: nucleus; cytosol. Lineage: Eukaryota; Metazoa; Arthropoda; Insecta; Diptera; Culicidae. The transcript has 19 exons.